Stylonychia lemnae is the source of this 2865-nucleotide messenger RNA. The record is from the annotation of a GenBank genome assembly. Lineage: Eukaryota; Ciliophora; Spirotrichea; Sporadotrichida; Oxytrichidae.
AUGAUGGCCCAAGUUAUGGAGAAUAAUGUGAUGAUGGAAACUCAAUAAAUGGAGACGGAUAGUAGAGACAUAUCAAAAAGAUAAUGUGAAGACGGGAAUACAAUUGCAGGAGAUGGAUGCAGUGAUACUUGCACUAUUGAAUCUGGAUUUGCAUGCACUCGAGGAACUAUCAAUUCUGCUGGUUACUGUAACGAAAUCUGUGGAGAUGGAAAAAAUAAAGGAUUUAAACCAUGUGAUGAUGGUAAUAACGUGAAUGGGGAUGGAUGUAGCUCAGUCUGUAUGAUAGAAACAGGCUAUUAGUGUGUAGGUGGUACAUCUACCACAGCAGAUUAAUGUGAAUUAUGUGGUGAUGGCAAGAAUAAUGGAAAACUUGAAUGUGAUGAUGGUAAUAUCGUAAAUGGAGAUGGAUGUUCAUCUACAUGUAAUCUUGAAGUGGGCUACUAUUGCAUAGGUGGCACUUCCACAACAGCAGAUACCUGUCAUGAAAUUUGUGGAGAUGGAUUAGAUAUUGGUAAAUAUGCCUGUGAAGAUGGAAACACAGUAAAUGGCGAUGGUUGUAGCUCUAUUUGCGCAAUUGAGACUGGUUUUUAGUGCUCUGGAGGAACAUCAACUACUAAGGAUACCUGCACUGAAAUAUGCGGAGAUGGGAAGAAUGUAGGAAAAUUGGCUUGUGAUGAUUAAAAUAUAAUUAAUGGAGAUGGCUGUAGCUCAACUUGCACAGUUGAAUCAGGAUGGGCCUGCUCUGGUGGAUCAGUAACAGGAAAAGAUACAUGCUUAGAAAUUUGUGGAGAUUCUAAAAAGAUUGGAUAAAAAUAGUGUGAUGAUGGAAAUGCAAAUAGUGGGGAUGGAUGUAGCUAUCCAGAUUGUAACAUUGAAGUUGGAUAUGUGUGCAGUGGUGGUACAAUAUCUUCUAGAGAUACAUGCACUGAAGUGUGUGGAGAUGGAAAAGAUUUCGGUACCUUAGGCUGCGAUGAUAAUAAUCACCUAAAUGGUGAUGGAUGUAGCUAUCCAGGCUGUGCUAUUGAAUCUGGAUGGACUUGUACUGGGGGAAUAUCAACCAAUCCAGAUACUUGUAAUGAGAUUUGCGGAGAUUCUAAAAAUAUGGGAAAUAAAGCUUGUGAUGAUGGAAACAUAGUCAAUGGGGAUGGAUGUAGUUCAACUUGCACUGUUGAAGUAGGAUAUACAUGCUCAGGUGGAUCAAGUUCAUCUAGAGACACAUGUAUUGAAAUUUGCGGAGAUGGUAAAGACUUUGGCAAAUUAGGCUGUGAAGACAAUAAUCAUAAUAAUGGGGAUGGUUGCAGCUAUCCAGGUUGCUCCGUUGAAGUAGGAUGGACCUGCACUGGUGGGACAACUACUAGUCCAGAUACUUGCCAGGAAAUAUGUGGGGAUGGCAAAGACUUUGGUAAAUAUCAAUGUGAGGAUGGAAACACAGAUAAUGGAGAUGGCUGUUCCUCUACAUGUGAGGUUGAGAGAGGUUACUAGUGUACAGGAGGCACAACUUCAACUAGUGAUAUCUGUGAGGUAGUGUGUGGCGAUAGUAUAUUAAUGCCAGUUGAGGCAUGUGACGAUGGAAAUACAGACAGUGGAGACGGAUGUUCAAGUACUUGCACUUAAAUUGAACCAGGUUGGGCUUGCAUAGGAGAACCCUCAUUGUGUAUUGAGACUUGUGGAGAUAGUAAAAAUCUUGGCAAUCUAGGAUGUGAUGAUGGAAAUCUAAUUGAUGGUGACGGUUGUUCCAGAUAUUGUACCAUUGAAAAAGGAUGGACUUGUUAUUUAGGCUCACCAACUACCAAGGAUGUUUGUUCUUAAAUUAAGACAAGAAGUGGCUAGUUAAAUGAAUGUCUCUAAAUUGCUGCUGCUUUUGAAAGUACUUGCUCUAGUUCUACUUCAGUACCUUUGGCCUCAAUGAUUUCAACAUCUCACAGUUGCUAAAAUGUUGUUAAUUGUCCGAAUGCACUUGCAGGAGGAGUUUGCUCUUGGGAUAGAAAACUAUGUGUAACUUGCUCUGUCUAAAAUGGAGUAACUAAGAUGAGAGUUCAAACUAAUUCAAUGCCAGAUCACUGUUUCUAAGCACCUAAUCAAGCUAUUACUGAAAAUUUGAUUGACUUCGAUGUAGCAUUCAAUUUAGAUACUACAAACUUAGAUACAUUAAUACAUAAGACUUAGAAAUAAGUUGAUGAUAGUAUGUGUAAACUAGAUUGGAUUUAAGAUUAAUGGUUCGAAAAUGUAUACUCAUUUACAAAAUAUUCAGGAAAUACUGAUUAUUUAGUAGGAAUUGCGUUAAAUGGGGUUCCUAUUCACAUGGGAACUUCAGAGCUUUUGUAUGAUGCCCUUUACCCGAAAGCUUAUGAUUUAUUUAAUACUCCGAUUUCAAUUUCAACAGAUAAUUGUCUUGGAAGUAAUGAGAUCUCCUCUUACUAUCAUUAUUACACUUUCUCACCUUGCAUAAUUGCAUCAUCUAUCAAAAGUUAAGAGUAAGCAAGUUCAUGUGCAAAUACUAUUGAUUGCAGUUAAGAUAUUAAAGCCUACUCGAUUUCAUAAGUAUCAUAAGGAAAUAAGAUAAUGUUUGCAAUCGGAAUAGCCAAAGAUGGCCACAUGAUUUAUGGACCUUAUAAAGACAAUGGUGAGCUCUGGUAGCCCUGUGAAGUUGAUAUUUGUAACGGAGUUACUUUAGAUGGAAAUUAUGUUUAUGUAAUAACAAUGUUCCAUCCUUAUACAAUUGGUUGCUGGGGACCAAGUGACUUAAGUAAAUAUGGGCAAUCUUGUUCAGACAAUCCAAAAGUAUGUACAAGCUUAUCAUUUUAUAUUGGUAUUUCUGCUAUUUAUCUUAUUGGAAUAUCAUUUAUUUUAGCUUUUGUAUUAUGA